This is a messenger RNA of Crotalus tigris (Tiger rattlesnake), 3643 nucleotides long. It is a transcript of the gene ACSL1, whose product is annotated as acyl-CoA synthetase long chain family member 1. Lineage: Eukaryota; Metazoa; Chordata; Lepidosauria; Squamata; Viperidae. Gene Ontology annotation, biological process: very long-chain fatty acid metabolic process; long-chain fatty acid metabolic process; long-chain fatty-acyl-CoA biosynthetic process. The transcript is spliced from 21 exons. Gene Ontology annotation, molecular function: arachidonate-CoA ligase activity. Bases 231 to 2342 code for a protein of 703 amino acids. Gene Ontology annotation, cellular component: endoplasmic reticulum; membrane. The record is from RefSeq and is a predicted model, not a curated record.
GGCGCUACGCAAGACACUCAGCCGCGCCGCCUCCGUUUCGUGCGCUGUUUUCUUUCCCACUCUUUUUUUUUUUUUUCCUCCCUUUACGGGCGACUUAAAUAGGAGCGCCGGACGCUCCCGCAGCAGACCGCUUGGGCUGCAUAAGUGGUGGUUGACCGCUGCCUUGCGCCUAGGGAAGGGUGCCCGGGAGACAGGACGAAGAGGAAAGCAGAUUACAGGAGACUGAAUAAAUGCAGCCCAUCACAAUGCAAGCCCAUGAAUUGUUUCGGCAUCUGCGAAUGCCAGAACUCGGUGAUGUAAGACAAUAUGUACGUACUCUUCCAACAAACACACUGAUGGGGUUUGGUGCUUUUGCAGCCCUGACGACUUACUGGUAUGCCACAAGACCUAAAGCACUGAAACCACCAUGUGACUUAGCUAUGCAGUCUAUAGAAAUAGAGGGUGGAGAGCAUGCCAGACGUUCUGCACUACUUGAUAAUGACGAGCCAUUUGUUUACUAUUAUGAUGAUGUGAGAACGGUUUAUGAAAUCUUCCAAAGGGGCAUGCAUGUGUCAAACAAUGGACCUUGUUUGGGUGUAAGGAAACCAAAUCAGCCAUAUGAAUGGAUUUCUUACAAGGAGGUUGCAGAAAAAGCAGAAUGUGUUGGUUCAGCCCUUCUUAACAGAGGCCUCAAGCCGUCUCCUGACCAGUUCAUAGGAAUCUUCUCCCAGAACAGACCUGAGUGGGUUAUCAUUGAACAAGGAUGCUACACAUACUCUAUGGUGGUUGUGCCACUCUACGACACUCUUGGAACAGAUGCUAUCACUUAUAUUUUAAAUAAAGUUGAUAUAACAGUGGUCUUCUGUGAUAAAUCAGAGAAAGCUAAACUACUUUUGGAUAACACUGAGAAAGGAGAAAUAUCAGUCCUUAAAACAAUUGUGAUAAUGGAUCCUUUUGACAGAGACCUUGUAGCCCGUGGGAAAAAAUGUGGUAUAGAUAUCAUCAGCAUGAAAGAAAUUGAGGCAUCAGGAAGAGCCCACAAACACAAACCUGUUCUUCCACAAACAGAAGAUCUAGCUGUAAUCUGUUUCACCAGUGGAACGACAGGAUGUCCUAAGGGAGCCAUGAUUACUCAUCGAAAUGUAGUGAGCAAUAUGUCUGCAUUUGUGAAAGCAACAGAGAAAGCAGUAUUUCCUUGUCCUGAAGACACCUUAAUCUCCUUUUUACCCCUGGCUCACAUGUUUGAAAGAAUUGUUGAGUGUGUGAUUCUUUGCCAUGGGGCUCGGAUUGGAUUUUUCCAGGGAGACAUCAGGCUACUCAUGGAUGACCUAAAAGCUUUGCAGCCUACAGUGUUCCCUGUGGUGCCAAGAUUGUUAAACAGAAUGUUUGAUAAAAUCUUUCAACAAGCAAACACUUCACUUAAGCGGUGGAUAUUGGAUUUUGCUUCCAAGAGGAAAGAGGCAGAAAUUAGAAGUGGGAUUAUUAGAAAUAACAGCCUAUGGGAUAAAAUAAUUUUCCGCAAAGUACAGGCAAAUCUGGGAGGAAAAGUCAAACUAAUGAUUACAGGAGCAGCCCCUGUUUCUGCAAAUGUAUUGACCUUCCUCAGAGCAGCUCUUGGUUGUCAGUUUUAUGAAGGCUAUGGACAAACAGAAUGCACAGCUGGAUGUUCUCUAACAAUACCUGGUGACUGGACUGCUGGUCAUGUUGGUGCCCCAAUGCCUUGUAAUAUCAUAAAGCUGGUUGACGUAGAAGAAAUGAAUUAUUUUGCUGUCAAAGGAGAAGGUGAGAUUUGUGUAAAAGGAGCAAAUGUGUUUGAAGGCUAUCUGAAAGAUCCUGAAAAAACAGCAGAAGUUCUUGACAAAGACGGCUGGGUACAUACUGGAGAUAUUGGGAAGUGGUUACCGAAUGGUACCCUGAAGAUAAUUGAUAGAAAAAAACACAUAUUCAAACUUGCACAAGGAGAAUAUAUAGCACCAGAAAAAAUAGAGAAUGUAUAUUUGAGGAGUGAACCUAUUGCCCAGGUGUUUGUCCAUGGUGAAAGUUUGCAGGCUUUCCUAGUAGGAAUUGUGGUACCAGAUCCAGACAUAUUGGUAAUAUGGGCUAAGAAAAAAGGCCUGGGAGGCUCUUAUGAAGAAUUGUGCAAAAACAAAGAUAUAAAAAAAUACAUUCUGGAAGAUAUGUUGAAGAUAGGAAAGGAGUUUGGCUUGAAGUCAUUUGAACAGAUCAAAGGCAUUGCCCUUCAUUCUGAAAUGUUCUCUAUUGAGAAUGGCCUGCUAACACCAACCUUAAAGGCAAAGAGACCUGAGCUACGCAAAUAUUUCAGCUCUCAAAUAGAAGAACUCUAUGCUAAUGUCCAGAUGUAAAACUAUUAGAGAGAAUGGCAUUUGCUAUUAACCAUCAUAUCUAUGAACAGACUAUAACAAAUAUGUGGAAGGAAACAGUGCAAUCAUUAACUUCUACACAAAGGGGUACUCAACAUAGGAAAACUGAAGAAAAUUUGAACUCUGCCUUACUGUCCACUUGUGUCGCAGACCAUUUUUUACAGUGACAUACAACUUCCUCAAUGCGCCUUAAAACUGUACAUGUUAUCUAUGUGAUUUGUUAUUUAAGACUUCAGCCAAAAAUGUGACUCUCAAGGCAUGUAAAGGGAUAUGUGUGUUGCUACCACAUUCAAUUGUUUAUAUUACAUUGUACAGCUGGUAAUCAUUUUCCAAAAUAUUUGAUAUAUGGAGAUUUUUAUUGCAUCAUAGCAGAGGAACACUGAUAGGAAAAUGAAACUUAUUUGUGGUUGGAUGUAAAAUUUGGGCAGAAUCUUGGAUGCCUACGUUAUUUACUGACUUUUUCAAAGCUUUAUUUAAUGUUGUGGUAUUAAUGCAAUGAACCACAGAAUAAAUGAUCAUAUAUUUUAGCUUUAGAAUUUGGGGGAGACUCCAGAUAAAAUUUCCUAUAUAAUCCAAGAUAUCAGCUUCAUGAGCUACAGGGAUAGUUGGGCCAUAGUGGCAUCAUGUUAUAAAAUAUGCAUGGAUAUGGAUGGAAUUUCAGUACAAACUGGGACUAAGGCAUGCUCAUACAUUGCCAACCAUUAGAUUGCCUCAGUAGUACAGCUUAAUCGUAAUUUAAUUUACUGGGUCUUGUACAAAAUUAGCUUCUGCUUCUUACUGAGCAAAGAAUAUUGAGAAUUUGAUAGGAUACAAAAAUAACCAUGCUUCUGUAACAGACAGGUAACGGACUGUAGUAUAUAUAUAUAUAUAUAUAUAGGAUGUCAUUUUAUUGGAAUGGGGAAGAAUGCUUGAACAUACCUACCUUUUACCUGCAUCUGUAUAUUUUUCUGAGGGAUGGAUGGAAUUGAAAUGCCUUGUAGUAACCCAUGUCUGAGUUUUCCCAUAAAACAGUAAUUAAUUUGUGUUAAAUAUAUGUAAACAAGCACAAUGAAGUUUGCACUAAAGAGUGUGUGAUUAUAAUGCACUACCCAGUUGCAUAAUUUCAUACAUGGGUGUCCUUAUUGCACACCAUUAUUCAAACCCAUACUCUUAAAGUAUUAACUCACUUGUUAUAUUGGAAUUCAAAAGUUUGCUUAGUGUUGGCUAUUUCUAUAUUUUAUAAACAAAAAUUUCCAUCCAAAAAAACUCCAUAAGGAAGCCAAAAUAAAUAUUUCUGCAUUUAA